This is a messenger RNA of Perkinsus marinus ATCC 50983, 2226 nucleotides long. Its product is annotated as Sulfate transporter, putative. Lineage: Eukaryota; Perkinsozoa; Perkinsida; Perkinsidae. The coding region runs from base 1 to 2040 and encodes 679 amino acids. The record is from RefSeq and is a predicted model, not a curated record. Gene Ontology annotation, cellular component: membrane. The transcript has 19 exons.
AUGGAGCCCAGCCGACAAGCUGCCGUUGAGGGCCCUCCUCGAGUGAGUGCUGGAGAUCUGGACCAUGCAGAUGUCGCGCGGUCUGAGUCUUCUAAACAGAGUCCGGUUUAUGACACUGGUCUAUCGCAAGAGGCCCCCAGCGGAGGCGAUUCGAGUAGCGAUGAGUCAGACAUGAUGAAGAGGACUCGACAAUGGAGUAAAACGGCAUGGCGUUGGUUGAGACUGCAUAAGCUCGAUUUCCUCAGUGGCCUCACAGUAGCAUUAGCACAGGUACCGGAAGCUGUGGCGUUCUCAUUCGUGGCUAAUGUGGACCCAGUCGUAGGGCUACAGGCAGCCUGGAUGAUGGGAGUUAUCACCUCCCUCGCUGGUGGUCGGCCGGGUCAGAUCUCGGGGGCUACUGGUUCAACUGCAGUAGUAAUGCCACCUAUUGUGGCUAAAGCUGUGUACUGGCCAGGUAUAGGAUACCUAUUUUACACUGUCAUGCUGGCUGGCAUUAUCCAAAUUGUAUUUGGAGUGUUUAGAGCUGGCAAGCUUCUACGAAUGAUAUCAGCACCGGUGAUGAUUGGCUUCGUGGAUGGUUUGGCAAUUGUCAUCUUCCUGGCGCAGUUAGAGGCAUUCAAGUGGACACAGGGGAAUGCGGUCGGCCCUCCAGUUGAUGGGGAACCCUGGUUGCCUUGGGACGACAUCCUUAAAAUGCUCCUUCUUAUAGCGAUCACUAUGACGGUUACUUUCGUAUUGCCCAAGCUCACACGAUUUCCGAGUGCUCUCACUGGUGGAGAAAUUAUUGUUGGUUUCUGUUGGUCUAUGAACUUGAUGAUAGCGAACAUAUAUUCCUACUCCAACGACGCUGCUCUAGGUAUUGCUCUGCCGAGUUUUGAUGGGGAACUGCUGUCGUUCAUCAUUCCUCAUGCCGUAGUUAUCGCUCUCAUAGGACUGAUAGAGUCGCUUCUGACGCUAAACUUGAUCGAUGAGAUUACUCAUACGAGAGGCAACCCCAAUAGGGAGUGUUGGGGUCAGGGCCUAGCACAGCUCAUCACUGGCAUGUUUGGGGGCAUGGGGGGAUGUGCUAUGAUUGGGCAGUCCAUGAUCAAUAUCAAGUCUGGCGGCACUUCUCGCCUCUCUGGCUUCGUCGCGGGUAUAUUCACACUCUUUAUACUCCUGUUCGUGUACCAUGCCAUAAAUAUAAUCCCCAUCGCGGCUCUGGUCGGCGUGAUGUUUUGUGUGGUCAUCCACACCUUCGAAUGGUCGACCUUUGGUAUGCUUGCAGCGGCUCUUAUGACCAAACAGAUGCGAUCGAAUAAACUGGUCCAGCGGUAUAUUCUGAGGGGAUCUCGGAAGCUCCCACGUGGUGAUGUACUGAUAAUAGUAGUGGUGACGGUGGUGACACUCCUCACUGACCUGGCCAUUGCUGUGGGGGUCGGCGUGUGUCUGCAAGCGCUGAUAUUCUCGUGGCAGAGUCAUAAGAGCUUGAGCGUGGUCGAGCGACCAGAUAUGAGCGGCGACGAUCUCAAGGUCUACGAUUUGCAUGGCCCUCUGUGUUUCGCCUCCGCUUCGGACUUCCUGGAGGCAUUCGAUGUAGCAAACGAUCCCAACACGGUUGAGCUGCAUUGCCAGAACGCUGACAUUCAUGGGUACAGCGCGAUGGAGGCUAUCAAUACGCUGGCCGAACGGUACAGUCACGCCGGCAAACGUAUUAUUGUGAAGUCGGUGAAGAAGACGGACCAUGCAGUGCUCGCUAAGGCUGAGGACCUCAUACAUGAGAUGGUUGUCAUUGAUAAAUACUACGAACCUAUAACGUACCAUAAACGCAUGUUAUCGGUGGAACGCUGGGGGGAGGAGAUAGCAUUUGGGGGUAUUAGUCAUCAUUCCCCGACACGGAGGAGAAGAGGCUCGAGGCACAAUGUGGCCGAGGAACGGUUGGAGGGUGGGGAGGGAUGCCAGCAUGGUAUGGAGCUGGAUGAAUUCUCUCAUGAGGGCCUUCAUCAUAGGAAGGGGUCAGCAUUUUCGGGGGUCGGCGACAACACUACGACACUACAUUAAAUGCUGCAUAAUAUCACUCAACGGUUUCUGUUCUAUAAUGAGUAUCAUUGGGGAAAUGAUGCUUAUUGGUGUUACUAUCAUCAUCAUCGAUCUCCCCGGUGGAGGGCAGUAGUCGUUGGAGGAAGUACUAUUGAAACUAUACGUUGUUCUAUCUCCCUGCUAGUACUAUAAGUUUGAUAUUAGCUG